CUUGUGUGUGCACUGUGCAGUGCAGUUGUCGGUGGUGUUGGGCUCACAGCUAGCAAUGGCGCUGCAGGCUGCCCAGCUCCUCUGUGCGCGUCUCCUGCUCGCCACGGCUUGGCUUUUGCUCGCCAGCGGACCGCAGUCGGUUGUGUCUUGUCCGAGUCGCUGUUUAUGUUUCCGAACCACUGUGCGAUGUAUGCAUCUGAAUCUGGAAACAGUACCAGCUGUCUCUCCGCAGACCACCAUUCUGGACCUAAGAUUCAACAAAAUCAAGGAUUUACAGCCGGGAUCAUUUAGUCGAUUAAAGAAUCUCAACACACUCCUCCUCAACAACAAUCAUAUACGAAGAAUACCCAGAGGAGCAUUUGAAGAUCUUGAAAACCUCAAAUAUCUCUAUUUGUACAAGAAUGAAAUCCAAUCAAUUGACAGACAAGCAUUUAAGGGGCUUGUCUCUCUUGAGCAACUGUACCUCCACUUCAACCACAUUGACUCACUGGAACCAGAAUCAUUCAGUCACCUACCGAAGCUUGAACGACUGUUUCUGCACAAUAACAGAAUCACACAGCUGGUCCCGGGAACCUUCUCAAAUCUGCAGGCCAUGAAACGACUGCGACUGGAUUCCAAUUCGUUGAACUGCGACUGCGAGUUGCUGUGGCUGGCCGACCUUCUAAAACAGUACGCAGAGUCAGGAAAUGCCCAAGCUGCCGCCACGUGCGACUACCCGAGCCGCCUGCAGGGAAGAUCGGUGGCCACGCUCACGGCAGAGGAGCUCAGCUGCGAAAUACCCCGAAUUACCUCAGAGCCUCAAGACGUAGAUGUUACAUCGGGGAACACAGUCUACUUCACCUGCCGGGCUGAGGGAAACCCCAAACCGCAGAUCAUCUGGCUCCGCAACAACAAUGCUCUUAACAUGCGAGAUGACAGUCGUCUGAACCUGCUGGAGGAUGGGACACUAAUGAUCCAGGAUACAAGAGAGACCGACCAGGGAGUCUACCAGUGCAUGGCUAAAAAUGUGGCCGGGGAGGUCAAGACCUCAGAGGUCACGUUGCGAUAUUUCGGAGCGCCUUCACGGCCAAGUUUUGUCAUCCAGCCCCAAAACACUGAAGUGCUGGUGGGUGAGAGUGUGACUUUGGAAUGCAGCGCCACGGGCCAGCCACAGCCCCGAAUCUCCUGGACCAAAGGAGAUCAGACACCGCUGCCCAGUGACGCUCGCAUCAACAUCACCCCCUCCGGAGGGCUUUAUAUUCAGAAUGUGGUCCAGGCCGACGGAGGGCAGUACACUUGUUUUGCCUCCAAUAAUGUUGAUACCAUUCACGCCACAGCUUAUAUUAUUGUCCAAGCAAUCCCCCAGUUCACAGUCACGCCACAGGAUCAGUCCGUCCUUGACGGCCACACCGUGGACUUUCCAUGCGAGGCUACGGGUUACCCCCAGCCCGUUAUCGCCUGGACUCGCGGAGGCAGCCCGUUACCUCUGGACCGCCGACACUCGGUCCUGUCUUCUGGUACCCUUCGAAUCACUCGGGUGGCGGCCCACGACGAGGGCCAGUACGAGUGCCAGGCGGUCAACCCAGUAGGGACUGUGCGCACCGCCGUGCAGCUCAACAUCCAACAGAGAGUAACGCCUGUUUUCACAAAUGCUCCAAGGGACGCAACGGUGGAGUCUGGCGAGGACGUCCAGAUUCCCUGCCGUGCUCAGGGCCAGCCACAACCUGUCCUUACCUGGAACAAGGAUGGUGUGCAGGUGACAGAGAGUGGUAAAUUCCAUAUCAGCCCCGAUGGCUAUUUGGAGGUAAAAGACGUGGGCACCGCCGAUGCUGGCCGCUACGAGUGCAUAGCCCGCAAUCCCAUUGGCUAUGAGGUCGCAAGCAUGGUGCUAACUGUCACAGUUCCAGAAGUAAGCAGGGAAGGCGACACCUUUGUGAGCACGUCCAUUGAGCAGGCAAUCCGAAAUGUGGACAGUGCCAUUGAGUCGACGAGGAGACGGCUGUUUGAUGGUCAGCCUCGUACCCCAGGAGAGCUACUUGCACUUUUCCGUUAUCCACGUGACCCUUACACAGUGGAGCAGGCUCGCGCUGGCGAGAUCUUCGAGCAGACUCUGCUUCUCAUCCAGAACCACGUCAACCAGGGUCUCACGGUGGACACCAACGGCACCGACUUUCGCUACAACGACCUGGUGUCCCCGCACUUUCUGGACGUGAUCGCCAACCUUUCGGGCUGCACCGCCCACCGCCGCAUCAACAACUGUUCCGACAUUUGCUUCCACCAGAAGUACCGCACUCACGACGGCACUUGCAACAACCUGCAGCACUCCAUGUGGGGGGCCUCACUCACCCCGUUCCAACGACUCCUGAAAUCCGUCUACGAUAACGGUUUUAAUCUCCCGAGGGGAGCUACGGAGCAGGCGCACAAUAGCUACAGGUUGCCCCUGCCCAGAUUCGUAUCCACCGCUUUGAUCGGAACCGAGACCAUCACUCCGGAUGAUCACUACACCCACAUGCUGAUGCAGUGGGGUCAGUUCCUCGAUCACGACUUGGACUCGACCGUGGCGGCCCUCAGCCAGUCGCGCUUCUCUGACGGAGAGCUGUGCACUCAGGUUUGCACCAACGACCCGCCCUGCUUCCCCAUCCAAUUCCCUCCCAACGAUCCCCGGCAGCUGAGGAGCGGCGCCCGCUGCAUGUUCUUUGUGCGCUCCAGCCCCGUGUGCGGCAGCGGGAUGACGUCGCUACUCAUGAACAGCGUGUACCCGAGAGAGCAGAUCAACCAGCUCACGGCGUACAUCGACGCCUCAAACGUCUACGGUAGUUCGCGGCACGAAUCCGAGGAGAUCCGCGACUUGGCCAGCCAACGGGGUUUGCUCCGGCAGGGAAUUAUUCAGCGUACCGGGAAGCCGCUGUUGCCUUUCGCUACGGGACCGCCCACCGAGUGCAUGAGGAACGAGAACGAAAGUCCCAUCCCCUGCUUUUUGGCCGGAGACCACCGUGCCAACGAACAGCUGGGCCUCACGGCCAUGCACACCGUGUGGUUCAGGGAGCACAACCGCGUAGCCACAGAGUUACUCCGGCUAAACCCCCACUGGGAUGGGGACACCAUCUACCAUGAAGCCAGGAAGAUAGUGGGAGCCCAGAUGCAACACAUCACCUACAGUCACUGGUUGCCAAAGAUCCUAGGCGAGGCAGGCAUGAAGAUGAUGGGGCCGUACACAGGUUAUGACCCCAAUAUUAACGCGGGCAUCCUCAAUGCUUUCGCCACUGCGGCAUUCCGCUUCGGGCACACCCUCAUUAACCCGAUACUCUACAGGUUAGAUGAGGACUUCCAGCCCAUCCCCCAGGGUCACAUCUCCCUGCAUCGGGCCUUCUUCUCGCCCUUUCGCAUCGUGAACGAGGGUGGCAUUGACCCGCUGCUCCGCGGGCUCUAUGGCGUGGCGGGUAAAAUGCGGGUCUCCUCGCAGCUAGUCAAUACAGAGCUGACCGAGAGAUUGUUUUCCAUGGCCCACGCUGUGGCCUUGGACCUGGCAGCCAUGAACAUACAGCGAGGAAGAGAUCACGGCAUACCGCCGUACAAUGAUUACAGGACCUAUUGUAACCUGACCUUGGCUCAGACCUUUGAGGACUUGAGGAACGAGAUUAAGAAUCCCGACGUCAGAGAGAAGCUACAGAGGCUUUACGGUACGCCUCUGAACAUUGACCUGUUCCCUGCCCUGAUGGCUGAAGAUGUGGUUCCUGGCAGUAGGCUCGGACCCACCCUCAUGUGUCUGCUGGCUUCUCAGUUCAAACGUCUGCGGGACGGAGACAGGUUCUGGUACGGAAACCCUGGAACGUUCACGCCUGCCCAACUGACUCAGCUGAAGCAGGCCUCUCUUUCUCGGGUGCUGUGCGAUAACGGCGAUAACAUCACGCGCGUGCAGUCGGACGUCUUCAGGGUGGCGGAGGUGCCGCAUGGCUACGGCAGCUGCGACAACAUCCCGCACAUUGACUUGCGCAUGUGGCAAGACUGCUGUGAAGACUGCAGGACCAAAGGUCAGUUCAACGCGCUGUCCUACCACUUUAGAGGGCGCAGGUCAGCCGAUCACAGUUACAAAGACAGCAGAGCUGCCGACGGCAUCAAGGAAAACAGUCCCUUGGAAGAAGCCAGAACAGAACAUGUCAAUGUUACGGUGACCUCAAAAAAAAGCACUGAUCCCCCAGCGAGUGAAUUCCAAGACUUUGUCUCCGACAUGCAGAAGACAAUCACAAGCUUACGCAAACAGAUUAGACGACUGGAAGCCCGUCUGAGCAAGACUGACUGCGUUGACGGUAACGGGCGUGAGCGGACAGAUGGAGAGCGGUGGAAACAGGAUUCGUGCACUCAAUGUGAAUGCAAAGACACCAGAAUCACCUGCUUUGUGGAGUCCUGUCUGCCGGCCCCGUGCAAACAGCCUGUCAAACUAAAAGGCGCCUGCUGCCCCAUGUGCUUGGAUGGAGCCAAGUGGCAAAAAGCAGACGGCAGCCAUGAGUAAUCCUCAGGACGUCCCUCCCGCUAAUCACACUCGAGUGUCUGAAACACUCAGACUUCCACUGAGAGGAGGAGACUCUUGAAGGUGUCGGCGCCCGCCAGUGGCCUCGAUACACCCCAUAGCCUCAUUGUUUUUUAUUUGUUCUUUUGUAUUCUUUUUUUUUUUUUUUUCCCAUGUUUUGUUAUUUUUGGAUCGCUGCCUCCUCUGGGAUGAAAUGGAUUUCAUGUCUGCUCCCGGAGGCCUCUGCAGUGCAACAAUUUAGUUUGCCAAAUCACAGGGCCGCCCGCCUGCCGCCGCCGGUUGCCAUCAGCCAGCAGGAAAGGGAAGUAGAUUGAGGAGGCCGGCCAGUGUUUUCUCAGGUUAGAGAUGCCGAAAACUGGUGCUAUUGUAUCCCUUAUGAACGAAUUAAUCACUAAAUACCUUUGAAGUAUUGCCAUUUGUAUGCAAAGCAGCUUAUAUCCACUUGAUAUCUGCCUAUUUUCUAUGCUAAAAUCACAAUUGAGAUCAGUUUAUGCAAGGUCAAAGAGGUUUUCUUUUCAUCUAAGGUGCUUUCAUGCCAUGUUGUAACAAUGGAUGUUUCUUCUUUCUCUUUUUUUUUUUUUUUUUUUUUUUUUUAAUCCAAACGAACAUAAUGUGAAGCCCUAUGAAAAUUGAACGGACAAAAAGAGAGAGAGAGAUGUCUACUGAUUUCUGCUCCUAAAUGUCUCUGCCGGCCGGCCCUCUCCGAUUACUGUUUCGUCGCGACCGUCCCGUUAUUGUCCUCAGUGCGCAAAGCCAAACGUUAACAUCUAGAAUGUAUGGAACUGUGAAACCAGGUCGGAGUAGAGGUUUCAUCUGUGGUGCUGUUUUAUCUACUGCCACACUAUUUGUCAUCAUCAUUCACACAAUUUGAAGGACUGCAAUGAUUACUGUUUUUUUUUUGCCUGCCAUGGACCUGCAGCACUGGAUUGCAUGCGUUCUGUUGUCAAACGUGUCGACUUUUACACAAAUCUGCUUUUACCUACCCCCCUUUAGUACUGAUACAUUUGGAGAGAUUUUCUGUACGUGUUUCAUUGCCAAACUUUGCGUUACGUCAUUUAGCCAAGCACGCUGCAGAGAGCACAGGUUUCUUUAACCCGCUGACCCUCAUUCCGCUGUAAUGGAAGCCAUAUGAGAGGUAGGAAAUAAUGUGCUGAAUGUUGAGAUACACACACAAUCAAAGCACAUAUAAUGUACAUAAAAAAACAAAUGCCAUUCAAUGCAGCGGCCGCUCGCUCACUUAUGUAACAUACAUCUUGUUUUCUUUCUUUGUCUUCCUGUUUUGUGACAAAGCAGCCGCAAUGUUCCCCUCCAUUGUUUUCUUUAUGCCGUAACGUCCUGAGCAAGCAUCUGUCACUAAACCGAAAUAAUACUGUCUGGAAUGUUCCAUUCAGGACGGGUUUUUACAUUAAACUACGUGUUUACAGUUCUUCUCUUUCCCGCGCCAGCAUCUAGUCCAGUUUAAUAUGUUGCUCCAAUGUUUCCAUUUUACUGCAUUAAUCUUGAAUGCCCAUGUCCUUAGCUCAUUAAUAGCAAAAUGCAAUUUGGCCCCACUUCCAAUGUUGUGUGCCAUAACAUUGCGAGGUCUCUGCUCCCUGGUGUGGGGGGGGGGGGAGUUUCUUUACAGUAACUUGCCCCUUUUCACCGCUUAAAAUCAUUCCCAAGUGUCAAUGGAAUGCACUGCUUUGCCAACACUGUCCCUUACAAGUGGUCAAUGUGGCUUUUAAUGCCAAAGAAUGGUUUGCACUGUAAUGUAUGCCUCUCAACAGUAAUAAAAAAAAAAAAAUCUGCCACA
This is a messenger RNA of Syngnathus acus (greater pipefish), 6299 nucleotides long. RefSeq names its product peroxidasin. The record is from RefSeq and is a predicted model, not a curated record. NCBI's taxonomy places the organism in Eukaryota, Metazoa, Chordata, Actinopteri, Syngnathiformes, Syngnathidae. The transcript is spliced from 23 exons. Gene Ontology annotation, biological process: response to oxidative stress. Gene Ontology annotation, molecular function: protein binding; heme binding; peroxidase activity. Bases 56 to 4489 code for a protein of 1477 amino acids.